AUGAAGCUUUCUCUUGUCCUCAGCGCACUCGCAUAUAUCGUGGUUCUUGUCACAGCGUACCCUAUGUCACAAGCAGCCAUCGCAAAACGUAGUACCUGUGUUAAACGUGCUGACCUUCUACCAAACGUGGAGAAACGCGAGGAACUUGACCCCGAACCCUACUACAAUGAUUACAACGACAGCACGUACGAGCCCUGUGGCGGCUAG
Suillus plorans is the source of this 207-nucleotide messenger RNA. RefSeq lists its product as uncharacterized. The record is from RefSeq and is a predicted model, not a curated record. The transcript is spliced from 2 exons. Lineage: Eukaryota; Fungi; Basidiomycota; Agaricomycetes; Boletales; Suillaceae. Bases 1 to 207 code for a protein of 68 amino acids.